Messenger RNA from Solenopsis invicta (red fire ant), 3654 nucleotides. RefSeq lists its product as uncharacterized. Lineage: Eukaryota; Metazoa; Arthropoda; Insecta; Hymenoptera; Formicidae. The transcript has 9 exons. The coding region runs from base 516 to 3467 and encodes 983 amino acids. Gene Ontology annotation, biological process: biosynthetic process. Gene Ontology annotation, molecular function: strictosidine synthase activity. The record is from RefSeq and is a predicted model, not a curated record.
UAGGGAAUCCUCAGUGUUAUCAACGCGCUUUCAGUUCGCGCUUCGCACAUUGGUUAAAUUCUGUUUGUUUUCUGUUCCUGAACUCCCUGAAUUAGUGUGCACUUAAAGUGAAAUAGAUAUAUAUUUGAAAGUUAGUGAAAACAAGAAGGAACGUUCCGGUGCAGUCUAGUGCAGGAAUAGAAAACAAGCCUAUUGGCACGACCUUUGAUGCAGUAUAUGCGCAGUCUACGCGACUACGCGACUCCGGAGUCUCGGGAUAGUCGAAACUCGAAACGCAUCCUCAAUUCUAUUCUGUUCGCGACAAUUCGACGAGCGGGAACUCGCUUGACGCGCUGGCGCCAUUUGAUCGUUAUUAAUGCCGUUAUUCGCGUGUCGCGGAUAACAGUUAAAUCGCGAUUGUACCGAUCGACCAUCUCCUGAUCCGCAUUCUUCCCCCGGUAUCAGCCGUCCGCAAACGGGCCACGACAUACAUCGACGACAUCUACUCUUCGCACUUUUGUCAAACCCGUGAUAACAUGAGCUACUUGAAGUCGAUCGGCACCGCCGUUAUAUACAUCGGCCUAUUCCUGGCCGUGAUAACGUUUAUACCCGGUUUACCGCCGGACACGGAAUUUAAAGAGUACAGCGCACCGAUACCGCGCGAACUCGUUUUGAAAAAUCGGCUGAAUGGUGCCCAAAAGCUGUUUGAGGGUGAGGUCCAUGGCCCGGAAGACUUCGAGUCUUACAACGGGCAGUUGUACACCGGCGUGCACGGCGGUUAUAUCCUAAAGGUCGAGGAGAAUCGAUUGACACCGAUCGUCAAGUUUGGUAAAAAAUGCGAUGGAAUAUGGCAAGAGCAUAUAUGUGGGAGGCCUUUAGGAUUAAGAUUUGAUAAAAAAGGUAAUCUAUAUGUAGUAGAUACCUAUUACGGUAUUUUUAAAGUAAACGUUGCAACCGGAGAGUACGAAAAUGUAGUAAACGUUUCUAAACCGAUUGAGGGUAAAGUUCCACGAUUUCCCAAUAGUAUCGAUAUUGCAAAAAAUGGAGACCUGUACUGGACCGAAAGUAACACGGAUUUUGCACUUUACGACAUACUUUCGAUAUUUCUGUCAAAUCCAUCAGGGAGGCUUGUCCAUUAUAAUUCAGCGACAAAACAAACAAAAGUACUUAUGAGAAGCCUAGCAUUUGCAAAUGGAGUUAUGUUAAGUGACGAUGAAAGUUUCAUAAUUGUCGCCGAAACUACAAAAAAUCGUAUUAUGAAAUAUAAUUUGAAAGGACCAAAGGCAGGACAAUCUGAAGUUUUCGUCGAUGCCCUACCGGGUUUACCGGACAAUAUUAAAAGUGACGGUCAAGGUGGUUUUCUCGUCUGUUUGAUUAUAGUUAUUAACCCUGAACAUCCUCAAAUCGAUAGGUCUCUUAUGCCACAUCCAUAUUUGAGAAAAAUGCUGGUACGAUUAUUAGUGACGAUGGAAUUACCAUUUAAACUAUUAUACGAUAUUUAUCCCAAUACCUACACGGAAAGAAUUUUGCAUGCGAUCGGAUCAUUCCAAGGUGCUGAGAGUAUAGUUGAUAUGCAUGAGAAAAGUAUAUUAUUGAGAAUAGAUGCAUCUGGUAAUAUCAUCGAUGCUCUUUCGUCAGAUGACGGCACAUUCUCUCGUGUAAGUGCAGCUCACAUACACGAUAACUAUUUAUGGUUUGGCUCUCCAUGGCUAAAGUAUAUAAGCAGAGUGCCAUUAAAACAGGCUUUCCCUGACCUAGCUGAGAAAGAACCUUCUCGUGGAACGAAUGCUGGUCCUGAAGGCGUAAAAGUAGAAAAAACGAAGCGAGAUACGGACACUACAGCUAAACCAACCGCUGCUCCUACGCUUAAACCAACAGCCGCCCCUACUCCUAAAUCAACCGCCAUCCCUACGCCUAAACCAACUGCUUCUCCUACUCCGACACCUAAACCAACCGCUGUGCCACAACCAUCCUUGGCUCCUAAAGUAGAGAAAGUUAAUCGGGUCAAAACGAACCGUCCGAAAGAGGACCUUUAUUUGCAACCAGCUUACACCUGCAAAAUUGACCUACGUUUUUUUAGACUAGCUGCAGAUUUUACAAUCUACUCAAUACCUACCGUUGCCUGUGAUGUCAACACCACCAAUCUUGACAGGCAAAUAAGACCUGUUGUUGAAAUGGGGAAAGGACAGCAAUGGUUGAUGAUCCACCAUCAGUCUAAUUUUGUACAGAGCUGCGAACAGGCCGGCGCUGGCAAUCCCAUAGGUAAUCAGCUAAAAACAGAGAAAAAAAACAGCGAGUACAAAAACAUUCGUCAGCACGUUCAGUGUAGGACUGCUGUGAGACCGCGGAGGCGAGGACGCCCCGGCGUGGAGGGUUCGCCCCCCGAGGAGUGCCCGAGCGCGAACAUGUUCCGGGACGGCCAGUAUUUGGAAGUAAUCAAGGCCUCGGACGAUUGCCUGGCGACCGCCGUGGUCACCGUGCAGGAGAGAACGGUGGAGAUCGAGAAGCGGAAGGUCACCACGAACAAGUGGCUGCAGAUCGAGGACUGGGCGGCCCUCUACAAGAUACUGGAGCGAGCGGUCCUACGGAACGGCCGUCAGGGUGACGGCCGGGGAUGCGAACGGAGAAAGUCGACUCGUCAGCUGGAAGUCACGUACACUUUUGAGCAUCCAGAAAAUGCAAGUGAUAUGCCGUCCUUACCCACGAUCAAGGUGCACGUGUCACCAGCCCGAAAGAAACCGGUGAAGCGAAAAACAGAUGACGAGACAUCGAAAAGAAACAAAGUAAAAACAGACGACGAUGCAAGAAAACGAACGAAAGAGAAAAAGUCUCCCGUUCGAACGACAACAAAAGACGAUCGAUUGAAGAAGAUACCAGAAAAAUCGGCGGAGACUUCUCCGAAAAAGACCGAGAUUUCGAACACUAUCAUGACGGAACAAGAAGACCCCAAGAGAAAGAGGUGCCGAACAUACAUGCUCUCUAACGAUUUGGAGAACGCGCCGUUGGAGGAAUACAUCCCGGACGUGCCGAAGACAAAGAAAUUGUGUCCGGACCUCAAAUAUGUACCCAGCCGAAAAAGCGUGUUGGAAAAUAUGCGAUUAACGUCGAACGAGUACACGCCAACUCUGUGCGACAGCAAAAGCUGUGUUACCGAAGACGUGAGCUAUGUACCGAACUCGAUCGGGAAACUAGAAACGACCUACGAGAUUUACGAACCACGUGCUACCACGGUGAUACCUGACAGCGUUUUCGAGGAGUACGUACCUAAUUCCAAGGGGUUCAACCCCUCCAUAGAAGAGUACGAGCCUGAUUUCAAAUCCCCGAGUAAACUAAUGAAGUUCGACGACAGUUACGUGCCCUCGAGCGUACGACGGAAUACGUCGAAUGAUUCGAAGAAAACUCCGAGCAAGCCGACUUCUCCAGAGAAGUCGAAGAGACUAGAAGCUCGUCGAAAGGGAUUGGCGAAGAAGAUGGAUAUCUUCUCGUGAGAUGUACGAGUGUCAAGUGUGCUGAAGUAUGAUGAAACAUGACUAAAGAAGUUUUGCAAGGAGAGAAAAUAGAUUUUGGUAUGACUGAUAUCUGUAAAAAGUAUAAUUUAUCUUAAUACGAUAUAUAAGACUAUAUUAUAAAUUAUUGUAUAGCGAUGUCUAUAAUAAAAUACUUAUUCUUCCUAAA